Messenger RNA from Hypoxylon trugodes, 1144 nucleotides. RefSeq names its product NAD(P)-binding protein. The transcript has 5 exons. The coding region runs from base 186 to 1007 and encodes 273 amino acids. Lineage: Eukaryota; Fungi; Ascomycota; Sordariomycetes; Xylariales; Hypoxylaceae. Gene Ontology annotation, molecular function: oxidoreductase activity, acting on the CH-OH group of donors, NAD or NADP as acceptor. The record is from RefSeq and is a predicted model, not a curated record.
UUUUAGAGGUCUAAUACGAGGAUUUAUAACCUCGUUUCCGAUUAUGUGUUGAAAAGUGCCCGAAUUAUUGUUAAUAUUUAUACGUCGACCUACACUCCAUCGGCAUACAAACAGAAUAACACUUAAACAACCACUUUCCAGUAGCAAACAUCAUAAGCCGAUAAGAUACUAUUGAUUGGGAAAAUAUGCCUUCGUAUCUAGUUACUGGUGCUUCCCGAGGACUCGGAUUCGAGUUUCUUCGUCAACUAUCAGCGGUCCCGGGAGCCGUUGUUAUUGGGCUUGCUCGAGAUAAGGCUGCUACUGAGAAGAAGGUGUCCGCUGAGAUUGGGCGCCCCAACGUUCACGUCGUCCAUGGAGAACUUACAGAUUAUGAAUCGCUCAAGAAAGCAGCAGAAGACACCGCCAAGAUCACUGGCGGCAGUCUUGAUUACCUCAUUGCCAACGGCGGCAUCGUGUCUAGGUACUCGGCCUUCAAAACCCUUUACGACUUGGCAGAUGACCCUAAGGCUCUAGAAGAAGAUUUACUCACAUCUUACAAGAUCAAUACCAUCGGCCAGAUCCAUCUUUUCAAUCUAUUUCUACCGCUGAUCAAAAAAGGCGAAGCAAAGAAGAUCGUUGCGCUUUCGUCAGGCCACGCCGAUUACGACCUGAUCCGCGACUUCGGGAUAGUCAUUGCUGGACCGUAUACUCUGAGUAAGACAGCGCUGAACUUCGCUAUCGCCAAGUAUCACGGCGAAUUCAAAAACGAGGGAAUUUUGUUCAUGAGCAUUUCUCCCGGUGUCGUGGAGACUUCAGGGCAUAACGACCCAGAAGGCCUAAGCGAAAGGGAACUUGAAAAUCUCGGCAAGGUAGGCCAGCAGUUCGCAAACUACGCGCCACACUUCAAGGGUGCCAUUACGCCGGAGGAAUCCGUCAGGCUCAUGUUGGAUAUUAUCAACAGGGCAACCGUCGAAAAUGGAUAUGGGGGGACUUUCGUCUCGCAAUUUGGCAAUAAGCAGUGGCUUUGAAUACGAGCGGGCUGGUGGGCGAAACAUUCUCAAGAACAAUCCUUGUAGCAUCCUCUUACUUUGAUCCAAUGAGGUGUAUCUAGAUGCCUGAGAUAGCCUAAUUUACUAUACUUAUAUGUUCCGAUUGUUUUAAUUGA